Messenger RNA from Talpa occidentalis (Iberian mole), 939 nucleotides. RefSeq names its product olfactory receptor 2Y1-like. The record is from RefSeq and is a predicted model, not a curated record. Gene Ontology annotation, cellular component: membrane. The transcript has a single exon. NCBI's taxonomy places the organism in Eukaryota, Metazoa, Chordata, Mammalia, Eulipotyphla, Talpidae. Bases 1 to 939 code for a protein of 312 amino acids. Gene Ontology annotation, molecular function: olfactory receptor activity; G protein-coupled receptor activity. Gene Ontology annotation, biological process: G protein-coupled receptor signaling pathway.
AUGGGAAGUUUAAACACCAGUUUUGGAGAGGGCUUCAUUUUGGUGGGCUUCUCAGAUUGGCCCCAAUUGGAACCCAUCUUUUUUGUCUUUAUUUCUAUAUUCUAUUCCCUGACUCUCUUUGGCAACACCACCAUAAUUGUUCUCUCUAUCCUCGAACCUCAGUUGCACACACCUAUGUACUUUUUCCUCUGCCACCUCUCCUUCCUGGACCUCUGCUAUACCACUAGCACUGUGCCCCAACUUCUCAUCAACCUUCAUGGACAUGACAGGACUAUUACCUAUAGAGGCUGUAUGGCGCAGCUCUUCAUCGUCCUUGCCCUGGGUUCCACUGAGUGUGUACUCCUAGUGGUGAUGGCCUUUGACCGCUAUGCUGCUGUGUGCCGUCCACUACACUACACUACUAUUAUGCACCCCCGCCUCUGCCAGAUACUGGCUCUCAUCUCUUGGAUGGCAGGCUUGCUGAACUCUCUGAUUCAGUCAAGCCUCAUGAUGGCCAUGCCUCUCUGUGGCCUCCGACUUCUGAAUUACUUUUUCUGUGAGAUGCCUGUACUCCUGAAGCUGGCUUGUGAGAACACGGAUGGGACAGAGGCCAAGAUGUUUGUGGCUCGAGCCAUAAUCUUGGUUCUUCCAGCAUCACUAAUUCUAGGCUCCUAUGUACACAUUGGUAAGGCAGUACUGAAGGUCAAGUCAAUGACUGGAAGAAGGAAGGCUUUUGGGACUUGUGGGUCCCAUCUCCUGGUGGUUUCCCUUUUUUACGGCUCAGCCAUUUACACCUACCUUCAACCUACGCACAGUUAUUCUGAGAGCCAGGGAAAGUUUGCUGCCCUUUUUUAUACUAUAAUUUCUCCCAUGCUUAAUCCUUUGAUUUAUACCCUAAGGAACAAGGAUGUGAAAGAGGCUCUGAGGAAGGUAUUAAGAAUAAGCAGAGACUCAGGGUAG